AGUUCUACUUUCCAACUAAGAGCGCGCAGCGCAGGAGCAGCAGGGGAUCCCUUCGCGGCGCUACUCUCCGCCUCUCUGCGAAGGGCGCGGGAGGGAUCGUGGGCAGAGCGACCCCGCCCGGGAUCGGAUCAAAGGAAAAUGGCGGCGGCCGCCCGGAGGGUGGCGAAGGAACUUGAUGCCAUUAAGAAAUCAGGGUUAGGAUGCCUCCGGAAUAUUGAAGCAGACGUGACCAAUAUUCUCCUUUGGAAAGGACUUUUACUGCCGGAUAAUCCUCCAUACAAUAAAGGUGCCUUCCAGAUUGAGAUCAGUUUUCCAUGUGAGUAUCCACUCAAGCCUCCCAAAAUAACCUUCAAAACCAAGAUCUACCACCCCAAUGUGGAUGAGAUGGGUCAACUAUGCCUGCCAAUCAUCAGCAGAGAGAACUGGCAGCCUUCUACAAAGGUAGACCAAGUAAUUGAGGCCUUGAUAGUGCUGGUGAAUAAGCCUGAAAUAAACUACCCAUUGCGCCCAGAUGUGGCCAAGGAGUUCAAGCAGGACUAUGAGAAAUUCCUGUUGCGGGCAGAAGACCACACCUGCAGGCUCAGUGUGAAGCGGCCAUGAGAAUGAUCUGCGCUCCCCAACCAGUGUCUGCCCUACAUAGCUGCCUAUCUAUUCUUUAGAGACUGGAGACCUUAUCUACUAAUGGGAUGGUAGAAGGGGGGACCAGACAAAGUACAUGAUGAAGUUCUGGAUUGUUUUGACUUUAGGGCCAGAACUACACAUUUGGGGAACAUUCAUACCCUUGAACAGGCACAAAUUUGAACUUGAGGUGCAGAUUCAUCUGAGCCAAGUUAAAAUUUGUGCCUGUUCAAGGGUAUGAAUGAAAUUCUGUGUUACCUCCCCAUCCUGGAGUUAAAAUCUAUUCCUCAAAAGGGUAGUUCUGGCCUUAAAGUCAGCAUAAGAUUUGGAUAGAUUUCAAGUCAAACUGAAGAGAUGACGUGGUUUUCUAAGACAGGACAAUAUUUUCUCCAAAAGGAGCAGAACAAAUGAGGACAUUCACAAAGUUUCAGUGAAUUAGAAUUCCACAGAGAAAACUUAAAGUAGUAAGUUUUCUGUUUUCAAAUAUGGAAAGACGGGGUUGAUGGGAGGAGGGGGAAAGCUGAGAGGUUUGCUUUCUAAUCAGAGAAUGACUUAUCAGGAAUAGACCAAUAAGUAAUGCUUCAGGAAAAAAGGGUAUUGCAUUUUAUGCUUCGUUAUGUGCCAUUUUCUUGCUAGUCAUGUCCUACCUUAGAUGAAGAAAAUAAAUGCAUUAUUUUUUUCUAAUUCUUCCUCAUACAAGUCUCCAUUUGCAUAGUCAAUCCUAUUUCAGUAUUUUAGCUUUGUUUCCAAAUCUUUCCUUUUCUAUUCCAAGUUUAAUUUGUUCAAUAUAUUGUAGUAUUUCUCUCUCUUCUUAGAUUUUAGUAAUUGCAUAGGCUGUGUUGCUCUCCAACUCUUUCCCCAGUCAUCGUUUUGGUGGUAAUUGUUAAAUUAUACUUCAAACCUAGCUUUAUGUUGUGUAAUAAAUGUAGGCUAUAAUUUA
Messenger RNA from Candoia aspera, 1558 nucleotides. It is a transcript of the gene UBE2L6, whose product is annotated as ubiquitin conjugating enzyme E2 L6. Bases 139 to 600 code for a protein of 153 amino acids. The record is from RefSeq and is a predicted model, not a curated record. NCBI's taxonomy places the organism in Eukaryota, Metazoa, Chordata, Lepidosauria, Squamata, Candoiidae. The transcript is spliced from 4 exons.